UCUAAACUCGUCAAUUAGUAACGUUUCUUUUAUCCAAAAAAAGAUUCUGGUAUGACCGUCCCGGCCUGUAUUUGUUUUUUUGCUCCAAUAAAUUAGUGCUACUAGCUGUUUCUGAGAAAGCAUAGUACACGAGCAGCGGUGCGCCGGUGCAGAACUAACACGAGUACUUAUCGGAGAAAGGAAAUAUAGAGACUGGCGUAUAAAAACUCAUAUUGAAAGACCCCUUUUACAUGCAUGUAGGAGAACAAGAAGAAGAAGAAGAACAGGACUGAUCUUUUUAGUUUUUAAAGCCUAUCUCCAAUUAUCUGGGUACAUUUUGCAUCUCAACUAGGAUAAGAAUGGAGGGCGGUCCACAUAAAGCAGAUAAAACAGAGUUCACAGAAUGUUGGAGGUCGAUAUGGAGAACGCCUUACAUCAUGCGGCUUGCCAUGUCUGCUGGGAUUGGUGGUUUUCUAUUCGGUUAUGAUACUGGUGUUAUUUCUGGAGCCUUGCUAUACAUUCGGGAUGACUUUAGAGCUGUUGAGCAGCACACAUGGCUACAGGAAAUGAUUGUGAGCAUGACAGUGGCAGGUGCCGUUGUGGGUGCUGCAUUGGGUGGAUUGCUUAGUGAUAAGAUAGGCCGAAAAAGAUCAAUUUUAAUAGCUGAUGUGCUGUUCUUUUUAGGUGCCAUUGUCAUGGCUCUUUCCCCCACUCCCUGGCUUAUAAUUAUAGGAAGAGUGUUGGUCGGUUUGGGAGUUGGAAUGGCUUCCAUGACUGCACCACUUUAUAUUUCGGAGGCCUCUCCGGCUAAAAUCAGAGGCGCUCUAGUCAGUGCCAAUGGUCUCCUACUCACAGGGGGACAGUUUCUGUCUUACCUUAUCAACUUAGCAUUCACCAAGGUACCAGGCACCUGGCGUUGGAUGCUAGGUAUUGCAGGAGUUCCUGCUUUUGUUCAGUUCAUGUUGAUGAUCUUUCUCCCGGAGUCACCAAGAUGGCUCUAUCGUCAGAACAAGGUAGAAGAAGCCAGGGCCGUGUUGGAGAAGAUCUAUCCACCUAGUGAAGUUGAACAAGAAAUAAGGGCUUUGCAUGAAUCUGUUGAGCACGAGAAAGCGGAAUCAAAAGCAAUUGGAGACAGUGUUUUUGCCAAGUUAAAGAAUGCUUGGGGAAACACUGUGGUUCGCAGGGGUCUCUAUGCAGGCAUAACUGUUCAAGUAGCCCAACAAUUCGUUGGAAUCAACACUGUCAUGUAUUACAGUCCGACAAUCGUGCAACUUGCUGGAUUUGCCUCAAACAGGACUGCGAUAGCACUCUCCCUCAUCACAUCUGGACUCAAUGCCUUCGGAAGUAUCAUGAGUAUGUGUUUUGUUGACAGGUAUGGGAGGAGGAGGUUGAUGAUCAUCUCGAUGAUAGGUACCAUAAUAUGCCUUGUUGUAUUGUCUGUCCUGUUCCAACAAGCUAGCAUCCAUUCCCCAGCCAUUAGUGUAAAUGAAUCCAAUCAUUUUGGAGUAAACUCUACAUGUCCCAGUUUCUUGAAACAACCAAACCCAGCAUCAUGGAGCUGUAUGUCAUGUCUCAGUGCAUCUGAUUGUUCCUUCUGCAGCAACUCUGCCAGCAAAUUUAACCCUGGGGCAUGCUUAUCUACUACAAGUGCUAUCGAAGGCCUGUGCAAAUCGGAAAGGCGUGAAUGGUACACUCAAGGUUGCCCGAGUAAGUUCGGUUUCUUUGCUGUCCUACUCCUAGGAGCAUACAUCAUAUCUUAUGCACCGGGCAUAGGAACGGCACCUUGGAUUGUGAACUCAGAGAUUUAUCCUUUGAGAUACCGAGGCAUAGGUGGAGGCAUUGCUGCAGUGUCUAACUGGCUGUCCAAUCUCAUUGUGAGUCAGACCUUCUUAACUUUGACUGAGGCAAUUGGUCCUUGGGGCACAUUCCUAUUGUUUGCUGGAUUUGCACUCAUUGGCCUUAUAGCCAUCUUCUUCCUUGUACCGGAAACCAAAGGGUUGCCAUUCGAGGAGGUUGAGAAGUUGCUGGAGAAAGGCUUCAGACCAAAGAUUUUUAGUUUUAAAUCGAAGGAUAAAGCUCCCCCAUCAUAGUUUUAAAAUGUGAUGUGUGAUUUUAGCUAAAUUACUUUCACACUGUCAUAUUAUUUACUAAUAAUAUUUUUAUCUGGUGUAAAUCCCUUAAAGAGGAAUGCUUAAUCUUGGCGUGCAUCCCUUAAAGGGAUUCAGGUUAAAGUUCCAUUUUUUUUUUGGAAAAUAUUUAAAACAUUUUGAAAAAUAUGUUAAUAUUUUGUUCUGCAACUAUAUAUUAUGUCGUGAAAGACUUUUAGCUUCACAUGGUUUUGAUUUGUUGUAAUAUUCAAUAUCUUAUUCGAGAGCUAGUUUUUGGA
Molecule: messenger RNA, 2365 nt
Organism: Cuscuta europaea
Lineage: Eukaryota; Viridiplantae; Streptophyta; Magnoliopsida; Solanales; Convolvulaceae
Source: the annotation of a GenBank genome assembly